ACAGAAGAAGUGGAUUGCCCCACACAUAUCGAAGAGGUUACUUACACCUGAGAGAGACCAGUAGUAGAGGAACCGAGCCGAUCCCGAACUCAGCAGGAGAAUGAGAACCUCCUGACUGGUUGUUGGGUUUUAACGCGUCGAUCCCCCGGAAAGGAGUCCGUCAUGAUCGCCGUUUUCCUGGUUUGUCUCCUGUCGGAGAUCCGCAGCAGCGCUGCGGAGGCAGAGCUGCCCCCCCCACAAGACCUGACCAUGCUGGCCAUCAACACCAAUUACACUUUAAGGUGGAACUAUGCACAGAGCGCCGCCAUGCCCAACCAGGUCACCUUCACCACAGAGUUUAUGCCAACUUUCCUGCUUGUAAACAAAAAGAAGCCCCAUGUUUGGAGAACGGCGUGUAAGGAGUCACCAGAGCAAACCUGUGACCUUACCAACUUGGACUUGUAUUAUUAUACCAUUUUCAAACUGCGGGUGCGAGCCAGUGCCAACGGCAUUCAUUCUCCUUGGGCGGUAAUGGACUUCUGCCCUGAAACAGAUGCCGGGAUCGGCCCUCCCUCCUCCGUGAAUCUGGCUCCUGCUGGAAGUAACUUGGAGGUUGUCAUUGUUGACCCCUUGACCAGUGCCAACAGCUCCAUGAGGGAAUACAUAAAGGACUUGAAGUACAACAUUCUUUACUGGGAACAGGAUGGAGAUGAGCAGGCUUUGGUCACCAAGACCAUCUCCGUCAAUUCAAAUGUGGUGGCUCUACCAGACCUGAAGCCUUUCACCUGGUACUGUGUCAAGGUCCAGUCGUACACCGAAUACGACAACAAGAACAGCAGCUUCACCUCACCGGUCUGCAUGAAUACUGAUGGACAUCCUCCUUGCUGGCAGAUCAUCCUCAUCUUCCUGGCUUUCCUGGUUAUCGUCGCCCCUCUCGUGGUGCUUUUGAUUGUCGGCUCCUUCAAGUGCAGCAGAAUUUUGAAGUCUAUGCUUCACCCUCAGCUGCCCUCCUUCCUUUUAUUUGAGUCUCUCCGUGACCCGAUAACCUCGAAAGGUCCCCAGCUCAUCCCGGCGAAUGUGGACUCAGAGCAGCUGUGGGACGUGGCAGUCUGCAUGAAGUCCCCUAAGCUGGAAAGGCUCAGCCUGGUUAAGGAGUUGGCAGCACCCCCUUCAGGCCAGAACCUAGACACCAGACUCCUCCGUCAGACCAGCAGCGGCAGCACCGACUCUGGAGUUUACUCCACAGGCGGCACAUCCGGCAACGGCGCUCCAGACGGCGUCAACAGAGCCGUAGACUUUCUGCCGGUGAAACUCAAGGACAAAGAGGCGGGGCUUAACAGCUGCCUCAUUGCUGCAGAUGAAGGCAUCAAUGAAAUGUGAGGAGGAAACUUGUAAGUUUUCCGUGGCAAACAGAAGAACAAAGGUAGUGACAAAUACUGUUUAAGAUGAAGCACCUCCCUGAUCCCAGAAUGCACUGCUUCGGCCAGAGUCCGAUAUGAAUUUGAGCAUUUAGCAUUAGAAACAUCACAUGUAUUGACGUGACUGACAAAAGCUUCAGGCGGAUGAGAAACUCCAGUUUACCCACAAGUCCUUCUGAACUGCUCCAUGAAGCGAUCGGGAAUCAGGAAAAGUCUGAUGGAUCUGAAACUGAAACCAAACACAAACUCAGCUGCUGGCAUGGUGUCGGCAGCAUCAUGGUGUGGGGAUACCGUGCUGCAGGAAGAUCUGAGGAGCUUCAAAGAAUGAAUGGGGGGAAGAACUGCACCAGUCGAAUAAUCAUCUGCACACAUUUCGAUAAAAUCAUGCUUUCAUUUGUCUUCCGAUCGACAAAAUUGAUUUCUUUAUCAAAUUCAACCAAGAUCAGUUAAAAACUGUUUCAUUCCAGCGAAUCAGAAACAGGUUUUGAGUUCUCUGUAAACCAAAUACAAACUCCUGUUUGAACAUCUUCCAGUUUUUUAGUUGCAGUCACGAUGGAAGAAAAGAAAAGACCCAGUAAUGCAACUUUUCUGCUUUCAGACGCAUUUUUCACAACGCAGUUAAGCUAGAUGCACGUUCAAGAACACACAUUGAUUGGAUGCAUUUUUAGCACCAGUGUUCACACCGCAGUGUCACUACUUGACACUAGCGCAUGUACCUUAGAGACUUGUUCCAAAAUGUUGCUCCAUGCGUUUUAUUUUACAGCUCUACUCUGAUAUAUUAAAGACUUAUAAUUCCAGCUGGAACAAACUAUUAUUCAUUUCUCCUUCAUGAUCUCUUUACUAACAGUUGACACUUCAGUGUAUUGAAAAGGACACUACCCUUUCAUUAUCCGAGUCUCUGAUUGGUCAAAGUUCAACUGGUAUAACUUUUAUUGCGUGUUUUGUACAUAGAAAACUGUCUUAAAUAGCGGAACCCUUCAAAUACUCACGUUUGCAUCAACUUUUCAUUGGAAGUGGCUGCCUGAACGCUCGUUUCUGAACCUGGUGGGAACGUAGCAUCAGGCUAGCUUUGCUGCUCUUCCUCACAUCAUCCUCAUGUUGAUCUUCAUCUCACUAUGUUUGCUCCUCCACUUCAGUGUCUCUCUCCUUUUCUUCAGCAGGCCUGAUAGACAAACACCAUGCAUGAAUGUAGGGGUUUUUUGCUUUGUACAUGUAAAUGAAGUUUCCCUUUUUCCGGCGCUGGCGAAAACCUUUCUGUCUGUCAUUUUAACACGUUUGUAAAAAUCAGAAGAUGAAAUUUAAAUUUUGUGUUAUUUAAAUGUUUGUUUCUUUUUUGGAUGGAUACUUUAUUGCUUUAUUCUGAAGGGUUAUGUCACAAAAAAAACAGAAUACCUUCCAGCGCUCCACUUUCUCACGAAACUCAGAAAGUGCACUUUGAGAAGAUGUUUCAUUUCAUCUAAAUGGAAAAGAAGUCAUAUAUUUCCUUGUUAUCUCCUCAGGGACACAUUAGUGUUUUUUCUGUAAAAGAAACUGAGAAAAUCCGGCGCAUCGAUCUUUACUCUAUUCAGCCAAUCGUUACAGUCACCACUAAUGGAUCACUUGAUCAUCUUCUGGACCUGGUUCUUCUCUGUUCAUGUUUUAUAAAUGUUGUAUGAUUAUUAUUUAGCACUUCCUGUUAAUUUUGUAAAAAUGUUUCUGCAUCAAUGAAUAAAAAACCUGAGCCAGCCUGUGAGUGUUUACGCUUAUU
Messenger RNA from Oryzias melastigma (Indian medaka), 3144 nucleotides. It is a transcript of the gene il10rb, whose product is annotated as interleukin 10 receptor, beta. The transcript has 8 exons. The record is from RefSeq and is a predicted model, not a curated record. Lineage: Eukaryota; Metazoa; Chordata; Actinopteri; Beloniformes; Adrianichthyidae. Gene Ontology annotation, molecular function: interferon receptor activity; protein binding. The coding region runs from base 163 to 1359 and encodes 398 amino acids.